Messenger RNA from Megalops cyprinoides (Indo-Pacific tarpon), 2384 nucleotides. RefSeq names its product probable palmitoyltransferase ZDHHC12. The coding region runs from base 504 to 1313 and encodes 269 amino acids. Gene Ontology annotation, molecular function: protein-cysteine S-palmitoyltransferase activity. The transcript has 5 exons. NCBI's taxonomy places the organism in Eukaryota, Metazoa, Chordata, Actinopteri, Elopiformes, Megalopidae. Gene Ontology annotation, cellular component: endoplasmic reticulum; Golgi apparatus. Gene Ontology annotation, biological process: protein targeting to membrane; peptidyl-L-cysteine S-palmitoylation. The record is from RefSeq and is a predicted model, not a curated record.
CACUUAUUUCACAGCUAUGAGACGUAGGGUCAGGUUCUAGGUCAAUGAAAUGAGGGUAACUGGCUUACAAGCGCUUUCAAAACUUGCAUCCGGAACACAACGCAAAUAUCUCCCUCUUGCGGUGACGCUUGGUACAGCAGGGAUUGUGGCCUACAAGGUGCCAGUCCCUCACAUAAUGGCGGAGCUGUACAAGGAAACAUAAACAUGAAUUCUCCAUGGACUUGGAAAGAGCGAGCUAGCUGGCCACGGCGCGAUGCGUGACAGAUGAAUGCGCCGAAAAUGAACAUAUUGUCGAGAGAAAUGGUUAAGACCUCCCAAAAUCAACUACACAGUUAAAUGUAUCUGGAAACCAGGAAGCAAAUAGCCAGAGAGGACUGAAAGCUAUCCUGGUUUCUUUUCGAGCAAAUCAGCGAGCUCCCCACCUUAUAGCCUUGAUCGCUAUGUUCUGUUAUAGCAUUGCGUUUGACUGUUUUUUAUUCACUUGAUGUUUUGAGAAUGCUAGGAUGUUUAAAAACGUUUUCGGGUCGGGGUUUCUUGUAAGAACCGCACACGUUAUCCUGACAUGGGUGAUAACCUUGAUACUUUUCCUCCACGACACAGAUCUGCGGAAGCAGGAGGAGAGCGGCGAUCUGGUGCAGCCCGUCCUGUUCGUCCUGUUAGUGCUGGUGUCCGUGCUUCUGUAUUUCGCCGUCUCCCUCAUGGACCCCGGCUUUGUCCUCUCUGACACCGACGCCAAGUUCACGCUUGGAGUUAGUGAGGAAGAGCAAGAGAUGAUCCCUCAGACGUCCAAACCGCUACGCCAGCGCCGCUGUGGCUACUGUCUGUUGCAGCAGCCAAUGAGAGCCAAGCACUGCCAGGCGUGCAAGCACUGCGUGCGCCGCUAUGACCACCACUGUCCCUGGAUCGAGAACUGCGUGGGCGAGCGCAACCACCGCUGGUUCGUCCUCUACCUGGGCGUCCAGCUGCUGACUCUUCUCUGGGGAUUCCACAUGGCCUGGUCAGGGUUCAGCUACGCCCCCACCUGGGAACUGUGGCUGCGUCAGAACGGCUUCCUGUUGGCUGCCUUCUCCGUGGUGGGCGUGUUCUUGGUGGUGGUGGUACUGCUCCUGGGUUCCCACCUGUACCUGGUCUCCUUCAACACCACCACCUGGGAGUUUAUGUCACGCCACCGGAUCUCCUACCUCAAGCACUGUGGCGGGGACGAGAACCCCUUCGACCAGGGCAUGCUCCGCAACCUCUGGGGCUUCUUCUGUGUCUGCCGAACCGUUGUCUGGGAGCAGGUGUACUUCCGAGAGGCCAGUGACCCUGUCUAGCCCCCAGAGGUCUGCCCCUCUCCCCCCUCCCAUUCCUCAGGUUUAUCUGUUUCCUCGCCUCUUCCUGUUGGUCUUUUGGACAGAGGUCGGGUGUCUUCUCCAUGUCUGAAGGCAGUCUUGCCUGGCCUGGGUAAGCCAGAAGCGUCAGCUGCAGCAGCGAUGAUCAAGCAGGGUGAUUCUGUGGUGUUCUGGGUUUAAAUGUGCUGAGGCUGCGUGGGUGUGCCUGUUGUGUGGGUGGGAAGGAAAUGAAAGGAUAGAGUCUUCCAUUGCUGCUGCUCUGAGAUCAAGAGUGAAAUGUAGAGAUGUUGUGAGAAAAGGACAGAGGGGCUCACAGGAUGAGGGCCAGCUUUCAUGUGUGAUUAUGAGGUAAGAAGAGCAUGUGUUGAAAGAUUGUAAAGAAAGUUGAAGGGGGGACCGUUUUCAGGUGUCUGUCUUGUGGCGUGGUAGAGAUAAACUCCAGGUCAGACAUACUCCUGUACUCUCUCAGUGUUUUGGUCUGCCAGACCUCUCUGAAGACCAUCACUAAAGUUGUAACCUCCUGUAAGACCUAAGCACCAGUGUUUCUCAGUAAAAGUUCAAGGGGACACAGUGUGUGUGCAGGACUAUGUUAGAGUUAUACUAAUCUGCAUUGGGGACUAUUUAAUCCUAGUUUGACUCUAAAGAGAUUGAACACUGUGUUUGUUCAUUUCUUUAAUCCUUUAUAGACCAACAGGCUAAUUAUAAACUAAUGAUAAAUGAAAUUAUAGAGUCCAGUGGGAUCUCUGUAUCAGGUAUACUUUUAUGUGCAAUUCAGACAUGCCUGGUUGCAGUGUCCUUCCUUUAGUCUGUCCUAGAUAAUUAGUUGGUUGGUGGGCUCAUCACAAAUGUGAUUAUUACAGUUGGAAGGUGAUUAAAUGGUUUUCUUGACUGUGAUGUUGUUUUUGAAGACUGAGUGGAGAUGAACUGAGAACAAAUCUCACCAUGACUGUUUUUGAAAGACCCAAGUAGGUAGAACUGAAAAUGGGUGAGUUUAAUAUAAAUAGCUGUCGCUUAUCCCACAGUGCAUUUAAAACAAGGUAUCAAAAAUUAUUU